AUGGUGGUUGUUGAUGUUGGUGCUGCACCUGGUUCCUGGUGUCAAGUUGUAGCUGACAUUGUGCAGCCCAGUUUAUAUCCCGAUGCAUUUAUAUUAGGGAUCGAUCUUCAAGCCGAUAUCACAGCUCCAAAAACACAUCAAAAUAUAUUGCGUCUUUUGAAUGGGCGUACUGUCGAUGUUGUGCUUAGUGAUAUGGCUCCAAAUCCUACUGGUGAUGGCGGAUUGGAUCACGAACGCAUUGUGUCGCUGUGCAGUACGCUGCUCGAGCUGAGCGUCCAGAAAUCCGUUAUCCCACUGGUGCGCAAUGGCACAUUCCUCUGCAAAAUAUUUGAUGGUCCAAGGCGUAACGAACUGAUCGCACAACUUCAGCAACAUUUUGCCAAAGUUUACACUGUUAAGCCAAAAGCUAGCCGUGAUCACAGUGCUGAGGUUUACUUGUUAGCACUGAGGAAGCGCGAUUGA
Messenger RNA from Gongylonema pulchrum, 462 nucleotides. The record is from the annotation of a GenBank genome assembly. Lineage: Eukaryota; Metazoa; Nematoda; Chromadorea; Rhabditida; Gongylonematidae.